CCCUCUUCUCUUCAUCUCAAGGGAAAAAUUUCUCCAAUCCUUCUUCGACGAAGGUGUGCGUUUCUUCACGGAUACGACUACUCAUCAUGCGUGCCCGUCUUCUCCUCAUUGUCGUCCUGAAUAUUUGGACCUCGCUUCUACUGAUGCCCAGUAAUUGGAAGGCAACACCCUUCGACCUAGCAGAGAUUCGUGACACGCCUUCUCCUCCGACUCUCCCUUUCCCGAUCCAACGGAUGGACAGAGAUGACCAUGACUUCUCCAUCCGUCCACGUGACAAGCGCAAGAGCAGCAGCAGCGAUCAUGUUGCUAAGCUCACCGACAGAUUUCUCAAAAGGGGUAAUAGGGACCUUGACAGCGACGGCUCUGCAGAAGUUGGCCAUGAGAGCGGCGCUAAUGAAACCAGCGACAGCGAUAGCGACGGCUCCACUGACAUAAAUGACGACAAUGACGCUAAUGAAACCGGCGGCAGCUAUGGCAAAAGCGUAAGGGAAGUCACAGAGGAAUGGCCUAAUUUCCAGAAAGCUCUGGAGCAACGCAAAAAAGCCAUUGACAAGAACCUCCAUGGUUAUUGGGCACCCGGGGAAGAGACCAACAGACUCAUCGACCAGAUGCUUGGUAAUCCAUCGACGGAGGCUGGAGAAGACUUAUCGCGCCUGAUUCUUACGAAGGUACCACUCAGCGAGGUUACAAACCACGUUAAGGAUCUUCAUGCCAUCCUUCUGGGCCGCCUUGUCUGCGGAUGGUCCAAAAUCAAAGCUAUUUCUGAAGAAGACUGCUUGGGACGAAUAGAGAUCCUUCGGGAAGCAAACGCUGUCAAGUACAAUUGGAAGCGCCUCGAUUGGCCAAUGAAGGGUGUGGGAAUUCUUGAAUUGCAGAAGAAGAGACAAUAUAUCCGCAAUCAAUGGGAAGUUCGUCCAAAAGGAAAGACAGGAUUGAUCUUCUUCAAUGUACCUUCGGGCAAAGUCAAGCGAACGACACACUUUCUUGACCACUCAUUCGGCGACGGUUCGGAGGUAGAGGUGAAGGUAUUACCCCACAAGGAUUCAGACGAGAAGAACACGCAUCGUCUCUGGUUCUACCGUGAAAUUCCCGACCACCGCCGUGGAUAA
Molecule: messenger RNA, 1109 nt
Organism: Acaromyces ingoldii
Lineage: Eukaryota; Fungi; Basidiomycota; Exobasidiomycetes; Exobasidiales; Cryptobasidiaceae
Exons: 2
Coding region: 87-1109 (340 amino acids)
Source: RefSeq, a predicted model, not a curated record